CUGCCGCCAUCUUGUCCGCCAUUUGCGAGAGGCCGGGAGUGGGAGCCCGGGCCGUUGUCCAGCGGGUGGCAGCCCUUGCUGCUGCUGCCGCCGCCGCUCCCAAACCCCGCCGCCGCUCUGGCCUGGGCGCCUGCUCCACCGCGGUGGCCGGCGGCACAGCGUUUCGCCGGCGGCAGGCGCGGCCCCCGGGCCUCCUUACUGCUCCCGGCCGGGGUUCUCCGGGGACCAGAGCCCGUGGGCCGCCGCGAUGGCCCUCAAGAUGGUAAAGGGCAGCAUCGACCGCAUGUUCGACAAGAACCUGCAGGACCUGGUCCGCGGCAUUCGUAACCACAAGGAGGACGAGGCAAAGUACAUCUCUCAGUGCAUUGAUGAGAUCAAGCAAGAGCUGAAACAAGACAACAUUGCCGUGAAGGCGAAUGCAGUCUGCAAACUAACAUAUUUACAAAUGUUAGGGUACGACAUCAGCUGGGCUGCCUUCAACAUCAUCGAGGUGAUGAGCGCCUCCAAAUUCACAUUCAAGCGAAUCGGCUACCUUGCAGCCUCCCAGUGCUUUCACGAAGGCACCGAUGUCAUCAUGCUGACCACAAAUCAGAUCCGAAAGGACUUGAGCAGCCCCAGCCAGUAUGACACUGGAGUUGCACUGACUGGUCUGUCCUGUUUUGUUACCCCAGAUCUUGCUAGAGACCUAGCAAAUGACAUCAUGACACUGAUGUCACAUACGAAGCCAUAUAUCAGGAAAAAGGCUGUACUCAUCAUGUACAAGGUCUUCCUCAAGUAUCCCGAGUCACUGCGCCCUGCCUUCCCCCGGUUGAAGGAGAAGCUAGAGGAUCCUGAUCCUGGGGUCCAGUCAGCAGCUGUCAAUGUCAUUUGCGAGCUGGCCAGACGCAACCCCAAGAACUACCUGUCCCUGGCUCCACUCUUUUUCAAGCUGAUGACCUCAUCCACUAACAACUGGGUCCUCAUCAAAAUCAUCAAAUUGUUUGGUGCCCUGACCCCUCUGGAACCCAGGCUGGGGAAGAAGCUGAUUGAGCCUCUCACCAACCUGAUUCACAGCACAUCUGCUAUGUCCCUUCUCUACGAAUGUGUAAACACCGUGAUUGCAGUGCUCAUCUCGCUGUCCUCCGGCAUGCCCAACCACAGCGCCAGCAUCCAGCUUUGUGUUCAGAAGCUGAGGAUAUUGAUAGAAGACUCCGAUCAGAACUUGAAGUAUCUGGGGCUGCUGGCCAUGUCCAAAAUCCUGAAGACCCAUCCCAAGUCUGUGCAAUCACACAAGGACCUGAUCCUGCAGUGCUUAGAUGACAAGGAUGAGUCCAUCCGCCUGCGGGCCCUCGACCUGCUCUAUGGCAUGGUAUCCAAGAAGAACUUGAUGGAGAUUGUGAAGAAGCUAAUGACCCACGUGGACAAGGCUGAGGGUACCACUUACCGGGAUGAGCUGCUCACCAAGAUCAUUGACAUCUGUAGCCAGUCCAACUACCAGUAUAUCACCAACUUCGAGUGGUAUAUCAGCAUCCUGGUAGAGCUGACACGGCUGGAGGGUACUCGCCACGGCCAUCUCAUUGCUGCCCAGAUGCUGGAUGUGGCUAUCCGUGUGAAGGCCAUCCGCAGGUUUGCUGUAUCCCAGAUGUCCUCACUACUUGACAGCGCCCAUCUGGUGACCAGCAGCACACAACGCAAUGGGAUCUGCGAGGUGCUCUACGCAGCUGCCUGGAUCUGCGGGGAGUUCUCAGAGCACCUUCAGGAGCCCCACCAAACCCUCGAAGCCAUGCUACGCCCCAAAGUCACCACCCUGCCUGGACACAUCCAGGCAGUGUACGUGCAGAAUGUGGUCAAGUUGUACGCAUCCAUCCUGCAGCAGCAGGAGCAGGCAGCAGAGGCCGAGGCAGCCCAGGAGGUCACCCAGCUCAUGGUAGAGCGGCUGCCCCAGUUUGUGCAAAGUGCAGACCUGGAGGUCCAGGAGCGGGCAUCCUGCAUCUUGCAAUUGGUCAAGCAUGUCCAGAAGCUCCAGGCCAAAGGUGUGCCUGUGGCAGAGGAAGUGAGUGCUCUCUUUGCUGGAGAGCUGAACCCAGUGGCCCCCAAGGCCCAGAAGAAAGUCCCAGUUCCUGAAGGCCUGGACCUGGAUGCCUGGAUCAAUGAGCCACCCUCAGACAGUGAGUCUGAGGAUGAGAAGCCCAAGGCCAUCUUCCAUGACGAGGAACAGAGGCAUGUCCGGCAUCGGCAGCCUGAGGUGGAUGAGGAGGAGCUGGCCCGGCGUCGAGAGGCCCGGAAGUUGGAGCAAGCCAACAACCCUUUCUACAUCAAGAGCUCUCCAUCUCCACAGAAGCGGUACCAAGAUGCUCCAGGUGUGGAACACAUUCCCGUGGUGCAGAUUGACCUCUCUGUACCUCUGAAAGUUCCAGGAAUGCCCAUGUCAGACCAGUAUGUGAAGUUGGAGGAGGAGCGCAGGCACCGGCAGAGGUUGGAAAAGGACAAAAAGAAGAGGAAGAAGAAAGAGAAGGAGAAGAAGGGCAAGCACCGCCGUCAUAGUUCAUUGCCCACCGAGAGUGAUGAGGACAUUGCCCCUGCCCAGCAGGUGGACAUUGUCACUGAGGAGAUGCCUGAGAAUGCUCUGCCCAGUGAUGAGGACGACAAAGACCCCAACGAUCCCUACAGGGCUCUGGACAUUGAUCUGGAUAAGCCCUUAGCUGAUAGUGAGAAGCUGCCUAUCCAGAAACACAGAGACACUGAGACCUCAAAGUCCCCAGAAAAAGAAGAUGUUCUUGUGGCAGAAAAGAAGAGCAAGAAACCCAAGAAGAAAGAGAAGAAACACAAAGAGAAAGAAAGAGACAAAGAAAAGAAAAAAGAGAAGGAGAAGAAGGGUGAGGACUUAGACUUCUGGCUGUCUACCACUCCACCACCUGCCACUUCUGUCCCUGAACCAUCCACGCUUUCCUUUCCUGGCUCCCUGCAGGAAGAGCUUGGUGUGCACGCUGUCACCACCCCCAAGGACGAGGGUGAGGGAUCCAAGAGGGAGGAACCAGAAGAUGAGGAUGAGGAUGUGGAACGUGACCAGGAGCGGAAAUCCUCCAGGCACAAGAAGAAGAAGCAUAAGAAGGAGAAGGAGGAGAAAUCCAAAGACAAGAAGACCAAGAAGAAGCAGCCUGAGCAGGAGGCAGCAGCUGUGGAGCCCGUGGAGAAUGGUGCAGCUGAGGAAGAGCCUAUUCCACCCAUGUCCAGUUACUGCCUCCUUGCUGAGAAUUCAUACAUUAAGAUGACGUAUGACAUCCAGGCUAGCCUGCAGAAGGACAGCCAGGUCACUGUGUCCAUCAUCCUGGAGAACCAGAGCAGCAGCUUCCUGAAGAACAUGGAGCUUAACGUGCUGGACUCGCUCAACACCAAGAUGGCCCGGCCAGAGGGCUCCUCAGUCCAUGAUGGUGUCCCAGUGCCUUUCCAGCUGCCCCCGGGCGUCUCAAACGAAGCCCAGUUUGUGUUCACCAUUCAAAGCAUCGUCAUGGCCCAGAAGCUCAAGGGCACACUGUCCUUCAUCGCUAAGGAUGACAGCGGGGCCACCCACGAGAAGCUGGACUUCAGGCUGCUCUUCAGCUGCAGCUCCUACCUGAUCACCACACCGUGCUAUAGUGAUGCCUUUGCCAAGUUGCUGGAAUCUGGGGACCUGUGCAUGAACUCAAUCAAAGUCGAUGGCAUUAGUAUGUCCUUCCACAACCUUCUGGCAAAGAUCUGCUUUCACCACCAUUUUUCAGUUGUGGAGCGAGUGGACUCCUGCGCCUCCAUGUACAGCCAGUCCAUUCAGGGCCACCAUGUCUGCCUCCUGGUAAAGAAGGGUGAGAACUCCGUGUCGGUGGACGGGAAGUGCAGUGAUGCGACACUGCUCAGCAGCCUGCUAGAGGAGAUGAAGGCCACACUAGCCCAGUGCUGAGCACUGCCUGGAGCCCAGCCUGUGGAGGACACCCAGCCAAUGGACACCAGAUCUGACGUCUUGCCUCUCUUGUGGUGUACUGUCCUCACACCCAAGCAUUAAUUUCACUGUCCACUGUAUGACUUCUGAGAUCCUAUGUUGCAUUGAUUUAUUACCCUUUUUUGACUCUAUGUCCCUUUGGCAAGAAGUCCUAUCCCAGUCCCCAGACCACCAAGGGGUUCCUUGGCUCUGCUUGCCCCCCUAUACUGGGGGCUGAGCUCCUUUAAUGUGGCCACAGGCCUCUGACCAGGUGAUGGGACUUCCUGGGUCAGUGCUGGUGGACACCCUGGUAAAGCCUGUUCAGUGGGAAGGGUGGAGCUGACAUGGCCCUGCCUUCAUGUGUCCUGUACCUAGGGAAGCCUUGAGGGCUGUUUUUGUCCCCAAAUAUCCUGACUGGCUCUGGGGAGAUGAACAGCUGGCCAUCACCAAGCUUCACUCUGCAAAAUUCUCAAGGAGAAAAUGGUCCUGUCUCCACUGCCUGCUGUCUCCCUGUGCUGGUGAGCUGACAGCCAGGCACUGAAACCACAGGUCAGGCCAUGGGCAGAACCAUUGAUACCAUGUGGCUGGCCUUUUUCUUGUUGAAACAGAAUCUGGUCUCCUUGGGGGUGAGUGGUGGUGGCAGUGACAUAGUUUCAUGACCAUCUGCUUGUCACCACACACCACAAGGCUUAUCCCUGUACCCAUGGCUGUCUGAGGGCCCUGGUGGAACCUGGGAGCUCCAUGUCUGGGUGCCUCAUAGUGGAGGACAUGUGCCCUGGCUACCCUUUACUGCCUGCUCAGUUGAUUGGGCUGCCCUCGGGCCAGGUCCCCUGGAAGGCCGCCUCCUGGGCAGAGCAGCUUUAGGCAGUAUGGGGACUCUGGAUGGCUCCUCUGCAUAGCCAGGCAGCCUGGUCACAUGCUGUACCUCCCUCAGGUGACGGUUCUCCAUGACAUUUUAACUGUCCUUUGAUGAAACAGUCACCGUAGCAUGUAGCGUAAUCUAUUAUAGAAUCCCGUGCCGUGAUUCUAGAACUUUGAGAUUGUAUGAUGUGUUACAUAACAAUUUAUUUGCUAUCGACAUUCCCAUAUAAAGACAUAUCACGCUGCUGUAAUGAUUUUGUGUCAAGAUGAUCAAUAAAAUUGCGAAGCAGA
Messenger RNA from Perognathus longimembris pacificus (Pacific pocket mouse), 5083 nucleotides. RefSeq names its product adaptor related protein complex 3 subunit delta 1 (gene Ap3d1). Lineage: Eukaryota; Metazoa; Chordata; Mammalia; Rodentia; Heteromyidae. Gene Ontology annotation, cellular component: AP-3 adaptor complex; membrane coat; endosome membrane. The coding region runs from base 248 to 3913 and encodes 1221 amino acids. The transcript is spliced from 32 exons. The record is from RefSeq and is a predicted model, not a curated record. Gene Ontology annotation, biological process: synaptic vesicle budding from endosome; Golgi to vacuole transport; neurotransmitter receptor transport, postsynaptic endosome to lysosome.